Messenger RNA from Aspergillus versicolor CBS 583.65, 1451 nucleotides. Its product is annotated as RTA1 domain-containing protein. The record is from RefSeq and is a predicted model, not a curated record. Bases 302 to 1303 code for a protein of 333 amino acids. NCBI's taxonomy places the organism in Eukaryota, Fungi, Ascomycota, Eurotiomycetes, Eurotiales, Aspergillaceae. The transcript has a single exon. Gene Ontology annotation, cellular component: plasma membrane; fungal-type vacuole.
GCGCAUUUUACGAUGCGCCCAAUCAGAUUGCGGCUGACGAGCUUAAUUGACUAGUCUGGGAAUAUCGCCCCGACAAACGCUGCAUCCAGCGUGUCAGCAUGCUAGGUAGAUGUAUUUCCGGUGUUGAUAGCCAGCACUGCCAACAUCAAUCUGAUCCUGCAUUCUGGUAUAGAUGGGAUGUAUUUAAGGACCCUGAAUUCCCGUCAUCAUCUUCAUAUUCAUCAGCAUCUUAUCCUCAUCCAGAGCAACAGCUUCAGCAUCUACAUUCCAUCAUUCUCUUUCAAUUCGCAUACGAUUCACAAUGACCGACAAAAUGUACCCCAACGCAACGCUCCUGAACGAGCAGGAGCUGUGUACCAUUGAUACAUGUCCCAUGGAGAUGGCCUCAGUGGGCUAUCUCCCCGUCCUCUGGGGCCAGAUCCUGUUCAUCGCCAUCUUCGGGGCAGCCCUCAUCGUCCACAUCGGCCUGGGAAUCCGCUACAAGACAUGGACCUUCAGCAUCGCCAUGUUCUUCGGCCUCAUCGGAGAAGCAGUUGGCUACGCCGGCCGCAUCAGCCUGCACGACGACCCCUUCAACGGCGACGCAUUCCUACAGUACCUCGUCGCCCUGACCAUCGCCCCAGCCUUCCUCACGGCCGCAAUCUACCUCACCCUCUCGCGCGUCGUGGUCGCCUACGGAGAAAAGAUCUCCUACUUCAAGCCCCGCACCUACACCAUCACAUUCAUCACCUUCGACAUCAUCGCGCUCGUCCUGCAGGCUCUCGGCGGUGGAAUCGCCUCUUCUGCAGACGAGGGCGACCAGGACCAGAGCGAUCUCGGAGUGAACAUCAUGAUCGCCGGUCUGGCAUGGCAGGUCGUCAGUCUAUUCAUCUUCAGCGCCAUGUCCACGUACUUCUUCCUGCGCGUCCGAAAGGCACCGGGCUCAAGCUUCAACGUCGAAUUCGACUCUCUCCGCGCAAAGCCCUACUUCAAGGCAUCCCUGUACGGUCUCGGCAUCGCAACAGUGGUCAUCAUCGUGCGAUCGAUCUUCCGCUGCGCUGAACUUUCUGAGGGAUUCGACGGAGAGCUUGCCAAUGACGAGGUCACUUUUAUGAUCCUUGAGGCUGCCAUGAUUGCCAUUUCGGUUGUCUGCUUGACCAUCUUCCACCCUGGUCUUGUGUGGAAGGCCCAGUGGCACCAGGCGGUCUGGUCGACCCGUGGCAAGGGUCCUGAGUACCAGAAGGCUGUCGCUGGUGAUUCGGAGAUCUCCCUUACGCAGACUCCCCCGCAUGCCUGGUACCAGCGUGAGAGCAAUGCUGUUUAGGCAGGGUGUGGAAUGGUAUAGAUUACAUUGGUUAUUAUGUUUUGAUUCAGCGUUGGUAUUUCAGCUUGGCUAUUUCCUUUGUUUGAUAGAGAUCAAGACCUGUUUUUAAUGAGCGGAAUGAGUUAAAAUGAAAGUUUUUUAUUUUCUA